Thyridium curvatum is the source of this 1482-nucleotide messenger RNA. RefSeq lists its product as uncharacterized. Gene Ontology annotation, molecular function: oxidoreductase activity. NCBI's taxonomy places the organism in Eukaryota, Fungi, Ascomycota, Sordariomycetes, Thyridiales, Thyridiaceae. The coding region runs from base 1 to 1482 and encodes 493 amino acids. The record is from RefSeq and is a predicted model, not a curated record. The transcript has a single exon.
AUGUCAUCGCCGUCGCACCUCUCUACCACCAAAGACGGGUACCGUUACGAUGUCGCAAGAGAUCAGGUCACCACUGGCUGUCAAACCGAAGCAGUGAAAUCAUCCAGUGCUCAUACAGAAGCCUCCUACGAUGUGAUUAUCAUCGGGUGUGGCUUCACGGGCCUGGCUGCCGCCCGAGACUUAUCGAUCGCUGGCAAGCGGGUGCUACUGUUAGAAGCACGCGAUCGCAUCGGUGGGCGCACGUACACUACCCACGUUGAUGGACACAACUAUGAGAUGGGGGGAACGUGGAUCCAUUGGCUACAACCACACGUCUGGGCCGAGGUUACGCGUUAUGGCCUCGUCGACAAUGUCAAGAUGAGCACGUGCAUGUCCAAGGAAGCAGACGUGUCGUACCUGAACGACGCCAAAGAUGGCACCAUUAGGGAAAGGCCAGAGAAGACCGACGAACGCCUGCUGCCGCUCAUACAUAAACUUAUGGAUAUUGAUGGUGACGGUGGCGAGACGGUGUUCCCCCAGCCUUGGCUGCCCUUGGAGAAUCGAGAGGUGUGGGGAGCCUGGGAUAUCAGCCUUCAGGAACGCGUUGACCAGCUCGACAUCAGCCAAGCAGAUCGAGACUUUGUCCUCUCAUGGCUGUCUAUGAACACAUGUUCUGCUCCAGCACAGUCGUCGUUUCUAAACCUUCUGCGACUCUACUCUCUUUCGGGAUACGAAUUCAACAUUUUCAUGGAGAUCUGUGGCAAGUACAAAUUAAAAGAUGGUACCAGCCGGCUUGCGUCUGCGAUAUACUCUGAGUUCACGGGCGACUCGCAGUUCAACUGUAUUGUCAAAUCCAUUUCCAGCACGCGGGAAGGCAUGGUCGUAACGAGCAAAGAUGGCAGAUCUUUCUCCGGCAAAGAGGUGAUCUGCACGAUUCCCCUUCACUGUCUACCUGACGUUGAGUUCUCCCCUCCCUUGCCUUCCGCAUUCGUCACUGCCAAGCACGCGAACUUUGGUGGCAAAGUCCACCUUCAUUCGUCUUCGCCGGUUGACCCUUGGUUCGGCGUCAGCGACGGCCACCAUUCCGUGUGUGCCGCUUUUACGGAAUCCCCGUCAGCGCAAGGAGGAACUCACCUUGUUUCAUUUGCCGUAUCCGACAAGCUCAUUGCAAAGCAUCAUAUCAAAGAUAACCCCAAGGCAUAUAUUGAGGCAGUGACCAAUGACGUCACCCCUAACUCGGUCCAUAUGGAGACCACCCAUCUGGUAUGGCAUGACUGGGCGCGCGAUGAGUUUUCCAAAGGCGCCUGGGGAUCCUACGGCCCCAAGCAGCUAUCCAAUGGGCUCGGCGAGAUCAUGCGGAACACAAAAGUUUCAGAAGGAUUGCAACUGGUAAAUUCGGACUGGGCAAGUGGUUGGGUUGGAUAUAUUGACGGAGCCCUAGAGAUGGGAAGAAAAGCAGCCCGCGAUGUGAAAUUGCACUUGGAUGGCAUCGACCGAAGAUGA